AUGUGGCUGCAUCCUGAAACCAUGAUCAAGCUUGGUAACGAAUUCUUCCAAAAGAAGGAGUUCGACCAGGCCAUCAAUUGGUAUCAAUAGUCUAUAAACAAAAACACCCAAUUUGUGGAGGGAUACUACAAUUUAGGAUUGGUAUAUAUGUACCGUAAGAAAUUUGAAGAGGCCAUUAACUACUUCAAACAAUCUUUAGAUUUGAGGCCAAGCUUUCCUGAAGCCUUGUGUAGUAUGGGAAUAGCCUUGUAUAACCUCAAUCAAUAUGAAAAGGCUCUCAACUAUUUGGAUCAAGCUCUCAAGCAUCGCCAAUCCUACCCCAACCCUUUGAAGUACAAGGGGGACACUGUGAGGAAAAUGGGAAAUUUGCAAGAGGCAGUCAUUUAGUAUAAAUAAGCAAUAUAGCUGAAGCCUGACUUUUACCAAGCUCACAAGGCUCUUGGCGAUACCUACAGGAAACUGAAAGAGUUUCAGUUAUCAAUCCAAUCCUACGAUAACGCUUUGGAAUACAAUGAAAAGUAUGCAGAAGUCUUCAAAAAGAAGGCAGAUUCAUUGAGGAACCUUGGCAUUUUUGAGGAAUCCCUGCAUAAUUAUACAAAAGCAAUAGAGAUUAGGCCCAGCUAUCCAAAGGCUUACAAUGAUGCAGGGUUGUUGUUCAUUUAGAAUGCUAAGUACAAAGAAGGAGUUGAGUAUUUCUAGAAGGCAGUUUAGUUGAAACAAGAUUAUAAGGACGCUUAUAAUAAUUUGGGAGUUUGCUAUUAUCAUCUCUUGCAAUAUCAAGAUGCUAUCACUUAAUUCGACACAGCUCUCCAAAUACAAGUAGGUUUUACAAUACCUAUGCUCAAUAAGGCGUCGACAUUGUUGAGAAUGAAGAAGUAUGAUGAAGCAAAUAAAUGCUUUGAUUAGGUGAUGAAACAUCAGCCAAAGAAUAUACAGGUGUUAUUGGGUAAGGGAAUCUCUUUGUAUGAGACAAAGAAAUACGAGUAAUCUGCUUUGUUGUUGAGCCAAGCUUAUGAUAUUGAUGGCAACAACUUUGAAGUGGUCUUCAAUUAUGGUGUUUGCAACUUUUAAUUGAAAAAAUAUAAAGAAGCCUUGCAAAUGUUAUAGGAAGCUUAGCAAUUGAGGGACACUUUGGAAGGCCACUUUAAUUAAGCAAUUUGUUCAUUGUAUUUGAAAGACUAUGAAUACUCUAAGAAGGAAAUCGAAAUGUAUGUGGUUCAUUAGGAGGAUGAUAUGGAAGCCAAAGCAGUCCAGGGAAUCGUAGAGUAUUACCUCAAUAAUCUCGCUUUUGCUUAGGAAUGCUUCUAAGAGGUUUUGAAGAAAUAAGAGAAUCAAGUGGUUCAUAACAAUCUCGGAGUCAUCUUGUUGCUCAAUUAAUAAUUUGAUGAAGCUCUCAAGCAUUUCAAUGCAUCAGUGUCAGGAAAAGGGGAUUACGCUGAUGGAUUGUAUAACAAAGGAGUUGCAUUGUGUAAUCUUAAUUAGUACGAGGAUGCUAUCAGAUAAUUCAAUAAGGCAAUUCAGCUCAAACCUAAGAAUGAGUGCAAAUUCGCAUUCAUCAAUAGAGGAAUCUGCUUGAAAAAUCUUAAGAAAUUUAAUGAAGCCAUUUAAAAUUAUGACGAAGCUAUUCAACUCAGUUAAGGCACUGAUGUUGAGGAUAUCUACUACUUUAAAGGAAAUUGUCUAUUGGAAUUGAAUAAAUAUGAAGAUGCUAUCCAAUUAUAUGACCAAGCCAUUCAACUAGAAAGUGUUUACAGUUCAUCAGCCAACUUCUAGAAGGGUAUAGCAUACACUAAUCUCAAACACUUUGAUGAUGCCAUUCAAUCCUAUCAACAUGCAAUUGAAUAGAACUCUUAGAAUUCUUGGGCAUAUUUCAAUCUGGGAAUCACCUACUACAAUCUUGAAAAUUAUGAAUAGGCGUUAAUUUAAUUCACAAGAUCCUUCGAUAUAUAGCCGACAUUCAAAGAUGCUGUGUUCAAUGAGGCAGCCGCUUAUAUCAAAUUAAAAAGAUAUGCUGAAGCCAUCAAUAGUUUAGACAAGUACAAUCAAUUGGAAAGCAAUGAUUAUGAGAGUUUCUUCUUGAAAGGUUGUCUACUAAAAUCAUUGAUGAAGUAUGAAGAAGCUUUGGAAUGCUUUUCGAAAGCUGUUCAACUAAAACCAAAUUUCUUUGAAGGCUAAUUCAACAAAGGAGUUGCUCAACUUGAGAGUGGAUUGUCCAAAGAUGCUGUAAUCACAUUCGAUGCUGCAUUCAAAUUAAAGUCUGACUCUGAGAAAUCCUUGAAUAAUAAGGCUGUCUCCUUACUAAAUCUAAGCAAACCUGAAGAAGCUAUUAAGGAAUUAGAGAAGGCUAUUAAAUUAAGUCCCAACAAUCCUACUUUGUUGAAUAAUAAAGCAGUCACUUUGAUUGAUCUUAAGAGAUAGGAUGAAGCAUUGACUAUUCUAGAUGAAGUCAUCAAUAUUGAUCCAAAUUUCUUCAAGGCUUACAAUAACAAAGGAACUAUCUAUUUCAAUCAAAAGAACUUGACAUAAGCCUAGUAAUACUUUUCAAGGGCAGUAGAGAUUAAUCCAGAAUAUGACUCUGCAAGGAUUAAUUUGAGUAUUACAUUUUAGGAAAUGGGAGAAUAUCAGUAGGCAGUUCAACAAUGUGAACUGAUUUCGAAUUAACAAUGGCUAAAUAGUAAUUCAGAAGCAUUGAUAGCCUUCGCAACUUCUUUGAGAAAUUGUGAUCGCUUUGAAGAGGCAAGAUAAAAAUAUGAAGUAGCCUUACAACUGAAUCCUCGUCACUCCUAAGCCCAAAAUGGAUUGGGAAUAGUGUAUUCUAAUAUUGGCUAAUAUGAAGAUGCUCUGAAAUGCUACGAUUAAGCCAUUAAUCUUAAUAAUAGAUAUCCAGAGGCAUUGAAUAACAAGGGAGUCACUCUCUAUCUGAUGGGAAGGUAUGAUGAGUCGGUUUAAAUGUUGUAGUAAUCACUUAAAUUGGAAGUUAAGAAUGCAUAAACCUUAAAUAAUUUAGGUGCUUCACUUUUUUACCUGAAAAGAUAUGACGAAGCAAAUAAAAUAUUUGAUUAAGCAAUCCAAUAGAAUGAUCAAUUGAUGGAAGCCUUGGUGAAUAAGGCCAAUGUGUUAAUAGCAUAGGAAAAUUUAAAUGAGGCCAACAAACUAUUAUAGAAGGCAAGUCAGAUUAAGGACUCUCCUUACAUUCAUAAUGCCUAUGGAAUCAUUGCUUAGAAGCAGAAGCAAACUGAUAAAGCCAUCUCAUCUUAUUAGAUGGCAAUUCAAUUACUACCUACCUUUCCCCAGUGUCUAUCAAAUCAAGCUACCCUCCUUAUUGAAACUGAGAAAUACUCAUAGGCACUCGAUUUACUUAAGCAAGCACUAAAGACUGAUUAAAACAAUGCUGAGGCUCACAAUAAUCUUGGUGUGUUGUAUUACAAGUAGAACAAAUUGGAAUUGUCUUAGAAUGAAUACAUGGAAGCCAUCAAAUUGAAAGUUCAUAAUCCUGAGGCUCAUUCCAAUUAGGGAGUGAUUUUCUGUGCCAAACAGGAUUACUCAUAAGCUUUACAAUGUUUUGACGAAGCCAUCAAGUUGAAGAGCGAUUUUGUGAAAGCGUACCACAAUAAGGGAACAACCUUGUAUGAAAAAGAGAACUUCAAGGAGGCUGUGGAGAUCUAUGAUAGAGCUAUCAAGGCAAAGACUCAAGAUCCGGAAACUUACUAUAACAAAAGCAUAGCUUUACAAGGAUUGGAGCAGUUUGAUGAUGCCUUGAAUGCCUUGGAAUAAGCAUAUAAGCUCGCUCCUGAGAUGGCUCUGUUGUAUGUCGAGAAGGGCACUCUCAUGUAUAGGAAGGGGAAGGUCGACGAGGCAAUCAAGAACUAUGAUCUGGCCAUUCAAUUGCAACCUAAUUGUGCAGAGGCUUACUACAAUAAGGGAUGCGCUUUGGAGAAUCAAGGGAAGAUUGACGAGUCGAACAAGAACUACGAAAAGGCUUUCCAAAUAAAACCAACUUUAGUGGAGAAAAAGAAAUGA
Messenger RNA from Paramecium tetraurelia, 4020 nucleotides. RefSeq lists its product as uncharacterized. Gene Ontology annotation, molecular function: protein binding. NCBI's taxonomy places the organism in Eukaryota, Ciliophora, Oligohymenophorea, Peniculida, Parameciidae. The transcript has 4 exons. The record is from RefSeq and is a predicted model, not a curated record.